Messenger RNA from Belonocnema kinseyi, 3079 nucleotides. RefSeq names its product serine/threonine-protein kinase OSR1. The transcript is spliced from 11 exons. Gene Ontology annotation, molecular function: protein serine/threonine kinase activity; ATP binding. Lineage: Eukaryota; Metazoa; Arthropoda; Insecta; Hymenoptera; Cynipidae. Gene Ontology annotation, biological process: protein phosphorylation. The coding region runs from base 385 to 2364 and encodes 659 amino acids. The record is from RefSeq and is a predicted model, not a curated record.
GAUCCAACAUCUUCUGCCAGUGUAAAAAAUAGUCAUUCACAUCACCCACGUCAAUUUUAUCAGUUCCCAGUUCAAAAUUGAAUUGUGAAUUCCAAAAAAGAACAAAUUUAAUUCCUUCCCUCACAGAAACUUGGAAACAAUUGGCAUCAAUCUAGCAGUUUCUGAUUGAUACGGAAGAUCCUUCUGCAUCUUUUAUUUACUUUUCAUCCUGUGUGCUAAAAUGAUGAUCGUAAAAGUGACUGUGAAAAUAAUUUUGUAGUUUAAAAAGAAAAACUUGUGGUGAAUGGUUUGGGUGUCAAAUAAUUCAAAUUGUUGUUACGAUUGUUGCAAUAUUUUCUCGGAAAGUAAAUAUUGCACUUGAGGACAUCUAACUGCCUUGAUCUAAUGGUCCGAGAAGGACGAUGUCAUCGGGAUAACAUUGAAAUGGCAGCUGAUCUGUUCCCCAAUGGGUCCCUAAAGGCUGCAACUGACAGUACCGUAGGCGCAAUGAGGCAACGGUACGCGGCGCUGAACGCCGCGACACAGGCGACAAACGAGGAGGACCAGUUGAUGUUCAAAGACAACAGAUUCUUAACAACUUUAGUCCGAGGUAGAAACAGGAAAAUUAGCCCGGAGAUCCUGCCAUCCUGUUCACCAGGCAUCUUCCGACAGCGGUCCUUCUCCUCGAUUCCGACGUCGAUGACUGUGCCGGCAACGACGACCCGGUCGGCUCAGGUCAGCGUCGCACCUGUAACAACAACACAGUGUGAUCGCGUUCCUGCUCCGAGUCAGACGUCCGAUCGGCUUUUUUCCCGUUCCCGAGUUCUCUCGCGGGGUUCUCGGAAGCAGAAGCACUCUCGCUUUGGUACGGCACUGGCGAACAAAAUGGCGUCGGCGAGCUCCACCACGGCCGUGUGCUGGCCUAACACCAAAGAUGAUUACGAUUUAAAAGAGGUAAUCGGUGUUGGAGCGACUGCCGUAGUGCACGCCGCAUUUUGUAUCCCUCGUCAAGAAAAAUGUGCAAUAAAACGAAUCAACCUGGAAAAAUGGAAUACCAGUAUGGACGAGUUACUGAAAGAAAUCCAGGCGAUGUCUUCCUGCAAUCACGAAAAUGUCGUCACAUACUACACGUCCUUUGUGGUCAAAGAAGAACUAUGGCUCGUUCUUCGGCUCCUCGAAGGUGGAUCUUUACUCGACAUCAUAAAGCAUAAAACGAGAACGACGAAUUGUAAACAUGGUGUCUUCGAUGAAGCUACGAUAGCCACUGUACUUCGAGAAGUACUCAAAGGUCUUGAGUAUUUCCACAGUAAUGGACAAAUUCACAGGGAUAUAAAAGCUGGUAACAUUUUGCUUGGCGAGGACGGGACAGUGCAAAUUGCGGACUUUGGUGUGAGUGCCUGGCUGGCGACAGGCAGAGAUCUCAGUCGACAGAAAGUGCGACACACCUUCGUAGGAACUCCUUGUUGGAUGGCACCUGAGGUCAUGGAGCAGGUGAGAGAGGAUCAUGGCUACGAUUUCAAAGCUGACAUUUGGUCGCUGGGUAUAACAGCAAUUGAAAUGGCUAGUGGAACUGCACCUUACCACAAAUACCCACCUAUGAAGGUCCUUAUGCUCACUUUGCAAAACGAUCCACCGACUUUAGACACAGCCGCUGACGACAAGGAUCAGUACAAGGCCUACGGCAAAACGUUUCGAAAGAUGAUAGUGGAUUGUUUGCAAAAGGAUCCGACGAAAAGACCGACUGCAACCGAACUUCUAAAGCAUCCUUUCUUCAAAAAGGCGAAGGACAAGAGAUACUUACAACAGACGUUAGUUGCCAUUGGGCCUAGCCUCGAGACUCGAGUUCAAAAGGCAUCUAAGAGGCAACCUGGUGCAUCAGGUCGAUUACACAGAACUGUAACUGGCGAGUGGGUCUGGUCGUCCGAAGAAGAAGAUAGCGGUGGGUCCAGUGGUGACGAAAGGAGGGAGCCAUUGCCAGUAAACAAUAUCGAAAACGUGAGCAGCGACGAAGAAGUUCCUGAUCCUGAAGAUUACUACGGUCAAGUGAGAUCCGCCCAAAGUCAUCUGACUAUUCAAGCAGCGGAGCAAAAUGUCCCCAUCAAUUUAGUUCUCAGACUACGAAAUCAAAAACGGGAACUCAACGAUAUAAGAUUCGAAUACGCUGUUGGUGUAGAUACCGCCGAAGGCAUUGCGGCAGAAUUGGUCGGAGCAGGUCUAGUCGAUGGAAGAGAUAUCGUGGUGAUAGCAGCUAAUCUUCAAAAAUUGAUUGACAGUGCUGGUGAAAUUCGAACAGUUACAUUUUCGCUGAACUCUGGCUACGCCCCGAAUGAAGUGCCAGACGACAAGGCGUUGAUUGGAUUUGCGCAGAUUUCCAUAACUGAUUAAUCAGUCAAAUGAUCGAAUAUGCGAAUUUAUCAAAUCUACCGACGAAUCUUCCAAUGGCAAUCGAUAAACUGGUCGAUGAAUCGAAGCAGAAGGGACUUUUCAGCCAGAUGGAAAGUUUGCCCGCUUGUCUGCUUCCAUUAUUUUCGAUUUCUCGCAGCGAGCGUUGUUCAUAGAUUGGAAGUCGAAUGUGAAUGGGGAUAUUUUCAAUUCUCAGCACACACUCUCGUCCAUACCGGCUUUACACUUUAGACUUACAUUAAGAAAUAAUGGCUGUAGUUUCACAUAUUCAACUUGUAACAUUCGUAUUACGAUAAUAGAUGUAAAUAUUAGUGAUAUUAGUAAUCCGCUUUCAGUGUCAAAUGUCCAGAGAAAAUGAAGAACAAUUUGAGGCCUUAGCGUUAAACAAAUUGCGAGUAACUGAACUCCAAAUACGAGACGAAGAUGCUCGAGCAUCUCACUUACUUAUCUAGUAACUGCAUUUCUAUCUUUCUAGACGUGCUUGUAACUCGCCGAGAGAAUCAGAAAUGAUGUCACAGAGGGUUGUAAAAAACAGUCGCUGGUUCAAAGUGUAUAUUAGGGUGGUCUAUUUUUUUUAUAGAAAACCAAAAAAUAUGUAUAAUUUUCGGAAACUAAAAUCGCGAAAUACCCUCAAUGAUUUUGUGAUAAAAAUAAUAUAUGGAAAAGCAAAAUUUAAUCGGCUAACGACGCUAAAGAU